Emys orbicularis (European pond turtle) is the source of this 1691-nucleotide messenger RNA. It is a transcript of the gene TUBE1, whose product is annotated as tubulin epsilon 1. Gene Ontology annotation, cellular component: microtubule; cytoplasm. Gene Ontology annotation, molecular function: GTP binding; structural constituent of cytoskeleton. Gene Ontology annotation, biological process: mitotic cell cycle; microtubule cytoskeleton organization. NCBI's taxonomy places the organism in Eukaryota, Metazoa, Chordata, Testudines, Emydidae. The record is from RefSeq and is a predicted model, not a curated record.
AUGGUACCUUCCACGCCGAACCUGGCAGUUGGAAGAGCUUGCGUGAGCCUCACCCGCCCGGCGCCGGGCACGCGAGGGGCGGGGCUUUCGGCCUGGUUCGGAGUAGGCGGGGUCAGCUCCUCGCCGGUUGGAGGAGGUGGAGCCGCAGCUACUGCCCACGCGCCGCUAGUAACGGCCCCUGGAGCGGCGACCAUGACCCAGUCGGUGGUGGUGCAGGUGGGCCAGUGCGGGAACCAGAUCGGCUGCCGCUUCUGGGACCUGGCGCUGAGGGAACACGCCGCCGUCAACAAGAAAGGAAUUUAUGAUGAAGCAUUAAGCAGCUUCUUUAGAAAUGUGGAUACCAGAAAUGGUGGUGAUGGUGCUGAUAUUCACAAAGGAAAAAUCUUCUCUUUAAAAGCACGAGCUCUCUUGAUUGACAUGGAGGAGGGUGUAGUGAAUGAAAUUCUGCAGGGGCCAUUGAGAGAUGUCUUUGAUAGCAAGCAGCUCAUCACAGAUGUUUCUGGUUCAGGGAACAACUGGGCUGUAGGUCAUAAACUGUAUGGCUAUCGGUACCGGGAACACAUUGUGGAAAAGCUGAGGAGGACUGCAGAACACUGCGACUGUCUGCAGUGUUUUUUUGUAAUUCAUUCAAUGGGAGGUGGGACAGGAUCCGGUCUUGGUACUUUUGUACUAAACGUGCUUGAAGAUGAGUUCCCGGAAGUAUAUAGAUUUGUUACUUCAGUUUACCCUUCUGGGGAGGAUGAUGUCAUUACUUCUCCAUAUAAUAGUGUUCUGGCUAUGAAGGAACUUAAUGAGCAUGCGGACUGUGUGCUGCCAAUUGAAAAUGAAUCUUUAUUUUCUAUAGUUAGUAAAAUUCAUCAGAUGACCAAUUCUGGAAAGCUAGGAUCAACUGUGAAACAAAACAGCUUGUUAACCUCAAGUGCAGGCAGUAUCAAAACUGAACAGGAGAAGCCAUUUGAUGCUAUGAACAAUAUUGUGGCCAACUUGCUGCUGAACCUGACAAGCUCUGCCAGGUUUGAAGGUUCCCUUAAUAUGGAUCUUAAUGAAAUCAGCAUGAAUUUGGUUCCCUUUCCUCGACUUCAUUACCUGGUUUCCAGCUUGACUCCUCUGUAUACAUUGGCUGAUGUUAAUGUACCUUCUAGAAGGUUGGAUCAAAUGUUUUCAGAUGCUUUCAGCAAAGACCACCAGUUGAUUCAAGCAGACCCAAAGCAUAGCUUGUACCUUGCCUGUGCACUUCUGGUUCGAGGAAAUGUACAGGUUUCAGACCUUCGCAGAAACAUUGAAAGGUUGAAGCCUUCCCUUCAUUUUGUCUCAUGGAAUCAAGAAGGCUGGAAAACUGGCCUAUGUUCAGUACCUCCUGUGGGCCAUUCUCACUCACUGUUGACAUUAGCAAACAACACUUGUGUGAAACCGGCCUUUACAGAGCUCAAAGACCGAUUCAUGAAGCUCUACAAGAAAAAGGCUCACCUUCACCAUUACUUGCACGUUGAUGGGAUGGAGCAAAGCUGUUUCUCCGAAGCCAUAUCAUCCUUGUCAGAUCUAAUAGAGGAGUAUAACCAGCUAGAUGCCACUAAAAGUGUGCCUAGAACAUAUCCCUCAAGACUGAAGAUAGCUAUGUAACGGAGGAAGAAUUGUUAUUAUUUGCAGAACAACAGACUGCCUAAGCUAACUGGAUGGGUUGUGAAGCACCU